AUGAGUCUGCAGAUGCGGAGACGGAGAUUAGGGCUGCGCCGCUCGGUGGGCCGCUUAUGGCAUCACUUUUUCCGUGACUCAACCCUCUCGGCUCCCCACCAAGCGCUUCAAGGUCUCAACUCGACGCCGCCCCUCGUACUCCGAGAGAUUGAGUCAUACAAAAUGGUGGACCCCGUUGACCCAGCGCCUACUUCAACCUCAUCUGCUGCACCCAGCGCAGCGCAGCCUAUUCCCGCGACCGAGAGCGCCUCCUCGUCCCAGACGCAAAACCUCCCCAUCCGCGAUUCCAAGAGCGCAAAGGGCCCCGUCCCCUCGGACAAGCACUCCGCGACCGGUAAAGAUCCAUCCAAGCAUGCUGCUGAUGCUGGAGAUGACAAGCCACUCACACCGGCUGAGUUGAAAAAGAAGGCCAAGGCGGAGAAGGCUGCCCGGCGCGCAAAGGAAAGACUAGAAAGGGAGGGUGGAGCUGGUGCUGCAGGCGGUUCAGCUCCUGGUAGCAACGGCGGCCACCAGACUCGGUCUCCAGUGACACCAAAGAAGGACGCAGUCGGUGGAGGCGCAUCGCAGAAGGGGCAAAGAGGUGCGCCGCAGCCGCGCCGUGGAUCGGGCCCGCUGGCUCAGGAUGCGGCUGCGGAGCAGAAGAAAAAGAAGGAAGACAAAAAGGUUGCUGUCUUCGGUCAUCUCUAUGGACAGCAGCGUCGCACGACUGUUGCUGGCGCUGGAAAGGAAGUCCACCCCGCUGUCCUGGCUUUGGGUCUGCAGCUGCGGGACUAUGUAGUUUGUGGCAGUAGUGCGCGCUGUGUGGCAACCAUGCUUGCCUUCAAGCGGGUCGUUGAAUCCUAUGCCACUCCCUUGGGCACUUCCUUGUCGCGCCAUUUGACAACACACCUUUCCCACCAGAUCACCUACCUCUCCACGUGUCGGCCACUAUCCAUCAGUCAAGGCAAUGCCAUCCGGGCCUUGAAACUGGCCAUCUCGUCUGUCGACCCUUCUACUCCCGAAGCGAGUGCCAAAGCCACACUCUGCGAAUUUAUAGAUAGCUUUAUUCGGGAAAAGAUUACCGUGGCCGAUGAAGUCAUCGCCCAGAGCGCGGCACAGAAGAUCCAGGAUGGCGAUGUCAUCGUCACCUUUGCCGGCAGUUCCAUUGUCAAGCAGACUCUCAUUAAAGCACACAAGCAAGGAAAACGGUUCCGAGUAUCAAUCAUCGACUCGCGCCCUUUGUUCGAGGGUAAAAACUUGGCUCGCGCUCUUGCCAGCGUCGGACUGGAUAUCCAAUACUCUCUUGUGCAUGGCAUCAGCCACGCCAUUAAAGAUGCCACCAAGGUCUUUCUGGGUGCACACGCAAUGACCAGCAAUGGUCGGUUGUACUCCCGUGUUGGCACCGCGCUGGUGGCGAUGUCUGCUAAGGAACGCGCUGGUGGCGUCGAAGUGCCCGUCAUCGUGUGCUGCGAGACUGUCAAGUUCACUGAUCGCGUCGCCCUUGACAGCAUCGUCGUCAACGAGAUUGCCGACGCCGAUGAAUUGGUCUCUUCCGUGCUCCCCCAGCAGGUGACUGGUCUUCCUGACCCCGCCGCACACACCCCUGCCCCCGCCGAUAACAAAAAGGGUGGGAAAGGUGCUGCCCUUGCCCCUACUCCGGACCCCUCUGCCUCACGCAAUGCCUCCACCUCUCCCCUGGCUAAAUGGAAGGACACGCCAAACUUGCAGCUGCUCAAUAUCAUGUACGAUGUUACACCUGCCGAGUACGUGGAUAUGGUGGUUACCGAGAUGGGCAGUCUGCCGCCUAGCGCGGUGCCUAUUGUCCACCGGAUGAGUACGAACAUGUGA
This is a messenger RNA of Penicillium macrosclerotiorum, 1827 nucleotides long. RefSeq names its product translation initiation factor eIF2B subunit delta. The coding region runs from base 1 to 1827 and encodes 608 amino acids. The transcript has 2 exons. Lineage: Eukaryota; Fungi; Ascomycota; Eurotiomycetes; Eurotiales; Aspergillaceae. The record is from RefSeq and is a predicted model, not a curated record.